GGCGAGCCUCCUGAGUGGCUGCUGGUGGAGCUGCAGGGGGAGAUGGUGUCGCGACACAACGCUGGUCUGGCGGGGAACGUGAUGGGAGACCUGCUCUACACCCAGCAGGGGGUGCCGGUGCUCAUCAUAGGACAUCACAUUCUCUACGGGAAGAUGGUCAAACUGGACAAACCGUUCGCUGUCCUCACCAAACAUCCAGGACACUCGCAGGAUGCCGACGAUGAUGUCACUCAGGUAGCCAUGGAAACGGACCAGCAUGGACCCGCCUCCACCUCUUACUCUGUGUCUGCUCUCAUCAAACGCAAACUGAUCUUUAAAACCCGACCCAAACCCAUCAUCACCAACGUGCCCAAGAAGGUGUAGGAGGGGGGUCUGCUCCGAAGGACCACCUGGUCUGACCUGGUCUGACCUGGUCUGACCCGGUCUGACCUGGUCUGACCUGGUCUGACCCAGUCUGACCUGGUCUGACCCGGUCUGACCUGGUCUGACCCGGUCUGACCUGGUCUGAGGCUGUUCGGGUCAUUGGACUCAUCACUGACUGUUCAAAACACUGCUUUUGUCUGUUUGUGUGUUUGAUGGUUUAUCUGUUUGUUUGUUUA
Messenger RNA from Austrofundulus limnaeus, 599 nucleotides. It is a transcript of the gene chtf8, whose product is annotated as CTF8, chromosome transmission fidelity factor 8 homolog (S. cerevisiae). The record is from RefSeq and is a predicted model, not a curated record. Gene Ontology annotation, biological process: mitotic sister chromatid cohesion. Gene Ontology annotation, cellular component: Ctf18 RFC-like complex. Lineage: Eukaryota; Metazoa; Chordata; Actinopteri; Cyprinodontiformes; Rivulidae.